AUGGCCACAUCCAAUUUCAAAGGGGCAGGGAAAUGCAAUGGCAUCGUGUGCUUUGAUGAAGAAGCAGAGUAUCUGUCAAGAGGAGUUUCUGAAAAGCAAGGGCCUCGACCUGUCGAAAGAGAACUGACCGGCCAGUACAAUUUACUCCCAGGAAGCCUCAAGGCGCUCCCCGGGCCCCGACCACAGCCCCCUGACCUCACAAACCAUGAAGAACACCCUGGAACUUCUGCAGUCGUUUUUCCAAGGCCCAGUGGGCGCGAGCGAGCCCCCAGGACGAGGAGGCGGCCGAGGACCUGCGCGUGGAGCGGGCCUACCUGCCGUCGGCCGGAGAGCACACGCAGGCCUGCAGAGGCAUAUCCCUGUCCUCCACCCCGUCGGGCCGGCGGCUGGGUCUCUGCCGCGUGGACGCCGCGUGACAGGACCUCGCGGGUGUCCCUUGCACCUCCCGUUGAGCGCUUUGGUGAAACGCAAACGGAAGUGGUGAGGGCGCUCGAGCGGAAGUUGGCAGCAAAGAUGAUCAAGGAGCUGAAUGACUACCACGACCUGGAGCCAGUAGUUCAGCAGAUGGAGGAAAACCUCCUGCUGAUUGUUGAAGCAGAAAAUCACUACAUGAAACUGGAACAGAAAGCAAGUUUGGUCCAGGCGUAGGGCUCCCAAUUCCAGGGCGAGAACGAAGGCCGGUGGUUGGGCCUAGGCGCCAGCCUGGUGGUGGUGAGCAGAACGGAGAGACGAUCUUGCAGAACGUCCCAUCGUCAUGCACAGCGCACUUGCUUCCGUAAAGUAAAGCAGCUGGUUUGUGGAGCUGGAACGUUGGCCCUGGCUGCUGAAAUCCUCAAAUCUAGAGACAGAACUUCUGCAAGUAAAGAUGAGGAGGACUCUUGA
Messenger RNA from Tupaia belangeri chinensis (Chinese tree shrew), 882 nucleotides. RefSeq lists its product as uncharacterized. The transcript is spliced from 3 exons. Lineage: Eukaryota; Metazoa; Chordata; Mammalia; Scandentia; Tupaiidae. Gene Ontology annotation, biological process: positive regulation of protein localization to cilium; positive regulation of cilium assembly; regulation of cytokinesis. Gene Ontology annotation, cellular component: midbody; recycling endosome; early endosome. The record is from RefSeq and is a predicted model, not a curated record.